Molecule: messenger RNA, 2671 nt
Organism: Daucus carota subsp. sativus
Lineage: Eukaryota; Viridiplantae; Streptophyta; Magnoliopsida; Apiales; Apiaceae
Product: mechanosensitive ion channel protein 6
Exons: 5
Coding region: 115-2478 (787 amino acids)
Biological process (GO): transmembrane transport; monoatomic anion transport
Cellular component (GO): plasma membrane
Molecular function (GO): mechanosensitive monoatomic ion channel activity
Source: RefSeq, a predicted model, not a curated record
GUACAAAUACUACAAGUUUCCAGCUUAACAUUAUACCAAUAACUUCACACACUCAAUAUGUUCUGCACCACAUACUCCUGAACAACAAGAAACACAAAAUAAGCAGCUGAUCUUAUGGCAGCACCCCCGAGUAUGUCUUCUUCUCAUCAUACUCAGUCCUUUGAUAAUUACACUGUCAUCAACAUCAAUAAUGAGACUGAAUUUCAUCCUAACAAUGUGUGGCGCGACUCUAGCUUUGAUUUUAGUAAUGAUGUCAAGAGUGUUGAUUCUGAGACAAAUGCUGCUCAGCGUGCAUCAUUGUCUGAGGUUCCUGAGAGUCCUGAUCUUUAUGGUCAGAUUUCACCUAAGGCUGAGAAGUUUUCGUUUAGUGAGAGCCUGCAGCAGAGGCGUGGAAGAAAUGGAGGAUCUGGUGGCAGCUCCAACAGGUCGGUUCCUAGAGAAUCUGAACUCAUGAGAAUGAAGACCAAGUCUAGGCUGAUUGAUCCACCGGAGCACUUUGAAGAUUUUAGGAGAAGCAUGAAGUCUGGUGGAUGUAUAGAGGAAGAAAGUGAGUAUCAUGAUGAUGAUCCUUAUGUGGAGGAAGAUUUUCCUGAAGAGUUUAAAAUGAUCAAGUUUAGUAAGUGGGCUGUCAUACAAGUUUUUUGCAUGAUUGUUAUUAUUGCUGCUUUGGUUUGUAGCCUUUUUGUGAAGUUUUCUGACAAGAACAAAUUGCUUGGAGUUGAAUUGUGGAGAUGGGGUUUACUGCUUUUGGCUUUGUUGUGUGGGAGAUUGGUUGCGGGUUGGGGGAUUCGGGUGGUUGUAUUUUUUAUUGAGCUCAACUGUAUGUUGAGAAAACGUGUUCUUUAUUUUGUUUACGGGUUAAGGAGUGCUGUUAAGAAUUGUCUCUGGUUGGCCUUGAUUUUGGUUGCUUGGAGAUUCACUUUGUAUGAGAAAGUUGAGAGUUUGGCUCAUGGUAAGGUCUUGGUUUGUGUGACUAAAACUUGGGUUUGCUUAUUGGUGGGGACUUUGAUAUGGUUUCUGAAGACUCUGAUUGUUAAGGUGCUUGCUUCUUCGUUUCAUGUCAGUACGUUUUUCAAUCGUAUUCAGGAUGCUUUGUUUGAUCAAUAUGUGAUCGAGACCCUCUCAGGGCCACCCUUAAUGGAUAUUCAUAUAGAGAUGGAAGAAGAGCAAAUCAUGGCUGAGGUUCGGCAGCUGCAGAAUGCUGGAGCUACUGUCCCUCCUGAGUUCAGGAGAACUAUUUCUUCAAGCAGCGAAAAACUGGAUAGGAGUACUAAAAGCCGGAAAAGAUUUCCAACCUUCAAAAGCUCUAGAUUUUCAACAGUGGCAACUAAGAAGGAAAAUGAGGGGAUUACUAUUGAUCACUUGCACAGGUUGAAUCAAAAGAAUAUAUCAGCGUGGAACAUGAAGAAAUUGAUGAAUAUCGUCCGUAAAGGAACUCUUUCAACUCUAGAUGAGCAAACAAGGGACUGCAUUGGUGAGCAUAAGGGUGCAGUGCAGAUCACGAGUGAAAAUCAAGCCAAACUAGCAGCCAAGAAGAUUUUCUGCAAUGUGGCUAAGCCAGGCUCAAAACACAUAUUCCAGGACGAUUUGAUGCAGUUCAUGAGAGACGACGAAGCAUUGAAGACCAUAAGUCUAUUUGAAGGGGCCAGUGGAUGGAGAGGAAUUAGCAGGAGAGAACUGAAGAAUUGGAUGGUGAAUACGUUCAGAGAGCGAAGAGCCCUGGUCUUGUCCCUGAAUGAUACUAAAAAAGCUAUAAACAAACUUCAUCAAAUGCUCAACAUAUUUGUAGGCCUAAUCAUAGCGGGUCUCUGGCUUCUCAUACUCAAAGUCGCGAGUACUCAUUUCUUUGUGCUUCUGAGCUCCCAGUUACUUUUAGUUGUCUUUGUGUUCGGAAACACGUGCAAGACCAUGUUUGAAGGGAUCAUUUUCUUGUUCGUGAUGCACCCUUUUGAUAUCGGUGAUCGUUGCGAGGUUGACGAAGUUCAGUUGGUAGUGGAGGAGAUGAAUAUAUUGACGACGACGUUUCUGAGAUACGAUAACCAGAAGAUCUGUUAUCCGAACAGCGUGUUAUCAAACAAGCCCAUCAGUAAUUACUAUCGGAGUCCAGAUAUGGGAGAUGCCAUUGAUUUCUGCAUUCACAUUUCAACUCCUGUAGAAAAGAUUGCUUUGAUGAAGGAAAAGAUCACAAGCUACAUCGAGAAGAUGAGUGAUUACUGGUAUCCAGCUCCAAUGAUCGUUCUGCGAGACAUUGAGGAUAUGAACAGGCUAAAGAUAUCGAUAUGGCUUUCACACCGGAUUAACUUUCAGGACAUGGGCGAAAGGUGGGUGAGGAGAGCGCUCCUUGUUGAAGAGAUGAUCAAAAUAUUUAAAGAGCUUGAAAUCGAAUAUCGUAUGCUGCCUAUGGACGUGAAUGUCCAGAACUUGCCAGCUAUGGCCUCAAACAGACUUCCUUCAAACUGGACAUCUUGCGCUAAUUGAUAAAUUUACCUAAAGAUCGCAGCCGACUCAGUAAAUAGUUGCCAUUAUAGUGAAGUUUUUUGGCUCUACUCCAAGAAUCCGUCGUCGUGCCACAUCCUCUCGGGUAUCUUGUAUGCUUGUAUAGCUUUUUGGCUGAAUAAGUUGUGUAAUCUUGUUGAGUUUUUUCAGUAGUAAUCUUGUUGUGUUGGAUUUA